AUCAACCUUUUCCACAAAUAAAUUUUUCAACCUCAAUGCAGCAUACCAAAUCAUUUAUAAAAGUUGAUGGCACCAGAUUUAUUCUAGACAAUAAACCGCAUUAUGUGGUUGGGGCGAACUAUUGGCAAGCUAUGAACCUUGGAAUGGAAAGUGGGAAUAGAUCAAGAGUAUUAAAGGAUCUAGAAACUUUAAAAGAGAACGGGAUUAAUAGUUUGAGAAUUAUGGCUGCAAGUGAAGGUCCUCCAGGUGAACCUUAUAGAAUGUAUCCAGCUUUGAUGAAUGCACCGGGAGAAUAUGAUGAAAGUGUUUUUCAAGGACUUGAUUGGUUUCUGGACCAAUUGAAAAACUAUGACAUGACUGCGAUUAUGACCCUAUCAAACUUUUGGCAUUGGUCUGGUGGAUUCGCACAAUAUGUUAAUUGGGUUGACAAUUCAGGGAAAAUACCAUAUCCUGAAGUAGGUGGAUUCUCUUUUGAUUCUUACUCCGCCAGAUUUUAUACGGAUUCGGAGAUUAAAGAUACGUGUCAAAAGUAUUAUCGGGAUCACAUAAAAACUGUUAUAAAUCGGAAAAAUACUGUUAAUGGCAUGGUAUAUAAAGAUGAUCCUACAAUAUUUGCCUGGGAAUUGGCAAAUGAGCCACAAGCUGUUUACUCUUCGAAUGCGCAUGACGUAGUUUUUCAAUGGUUCGAUAAAACUUCAAAGUUCAUUAAAUCAUUGGACAAAAAUCAUUUAGUGACUACAGGAACCGAAGGAAAACAUGGAAAAGAUUGGUUUAUUACUAUGCAUAAGAGUGAUAAUUUUACUAGCGUACAUGUAUGGGUUGAAAACUGGGGACACUAUAGUUCAGGUGAUCCGAGCCCGGAAAAUUAUCAAAGAGCUGUAAAUUUUAUGCGUAAUUUUCUGCAAGAGACUAGUGAUUGGUCAACUAAAAUCUUAAAGAAACCUGUUUUACUAGGGGAAUAUGGAAUGGCGCGUGAUGGUUGGACCGAUAUCUCAAAGUAUGAUCCAAAAGCACCUGUAACUAACAGAGAUAAAUAUUUCACUGAAGUAGCAAAGAAAAUAUUUGAAUUGGAAAAACAACAUGCACAAACGGGGCUUAUGUUUUGGGCAUACUCUGGAAUUGGGCGUCCUAGUGAUUCAAAACCUACGUGGGUCGGUGAUCCACCUCAUGAGG
Molecule: messenger RNA, 1173 nt
Organism: Racocetra persica
Lineage: Eukaryota; Fungi; Glomeromycota; Glomeromycetes; Diversisporales; Gigasporaceae
Source: the annotation of a GenBank genome assembly